This is a messenger RNA of Symbiodinium sp. CCMP2592, 1353 nucleotides long. The record is from the annotation of a GenBank genome assembly. Lineage: Eukaryota; Dinophyceae; Suessiales; Symbiodiniaceae.
AUGGGCGCCAGCCUGAUGCGCGAGGAUCUCUACCAGCCUCAAACUGCGACGGUGGUGGGCUAUUCGGGGGAUGCGGCCCUCAAGGACUGGAAGUUUGACAGCGUCAUCUUUGAAGAUCGCUAUGUGCCCUACGGAAUGUUCGAGUGCCCGGACCUUUUUGAGCUGCCAGGAGGAGUUUGGGUUCUGAAAGUUUCCACCAUGGUCGUCACUGCGGACUACUACCGCCUUGGUGUCUUUGACUGGGACACCAGGAAGUUCCAGCCCAACAGCAGCGCUGUGCCGUUGGACUAUGGCGAUCACUACUACGCCUCGAAGUCGUUCUUCGACGCGAUCUUGAAGUCUCAGAUCAUCUUCGCCUGGAGUUCAGAGGCCGUGGCCUCGAAGAUUCCGCACAUGGGGUGGGCAGGGGUGCAGACCCUGCCGCGCGUGAUGGUGUACGACUCCAAACAUCAAGCUCUGCGUAUUUUUCCGCUUCCAGCGUUGGAGGCCUUGCGGCAGGAGUUGCUCUUUUCGUCGAGUGGACCCAGGAAACUCGUUGACAUGGAGCCGCUAAUGCUGGUGGACGCUAGUGGCGAUGGCACCGCCCCGGUUCCCCCAAAAUUGCAGCUGCAGCAAGAAGUUCUGGCUUCCUUCACCUUUCCUGUGGACCUCUUCGACACAGACCCAGGAGCCUUUGUCGGAUUGCUUGUCCGGCAGCAGUCGGCCAAGCAAUACAGCCGCAUCGGCAUAACUGCGAAUCCGCUGGGCGGGCGCACCCUUAAGAACACAGAUCUUACCGCGGCGAGCUACACGGAUCUGCCGAUGGAUUUACAGGCAGGUGACGCUGCAAAUGCACAGAACUGCUCUGAACUGUGUGUCAAGGACUUGCGCUGUGUGGCCUGGACCUAUGUGCGGAAGAACUCGGACUCGGAUGGAGAAUGCCAGCCUGGAGACUUUCUCAGUUUCACGCCGCGCUGUUCCCUCAAGGGUUUCGCCAGCCUCGAGCAGCGCAACAUCUCGUCGUGCUGCGUAUCCGGCUUUGUGAAGACGCCUCUCUUCUUGGUGCAGCGCAAUAUGUCAGGGGGGUGGGGUGACACCUCAUCCAGAGGCGGCCGAGCUCGGAUACUUCCUGACCCACAGGUGCCAGGAAUGGCACGGAUGGACUUGCAAGUCUUCAACGACCACUCCAUCACGGAAGCCUUCAAGGAUGCGGGACUGGAGCGCCUCACCACGCGCCUCUACCUCGCCAGCCCGAUAUCCGGAGGAGUCUCGGCUACAGUCUCUGGCACCAGUCGGCCGGUGACCUUGCUGAGUGCCCAGGUGUACGCGCUGGGAAGCAUAUGGACGUCGAGACCGGCGACAUUCUUCUCGUAG